AUGGUUUCGAUCAAGCUUCAAGCUGGCAAUUAUUUAUUGUGGAAGAAUCUUUUUCUUCAUGUUCUUCGCAAAUACAAGCUCCUUGGCCUUCUCACUAGUGCUGAUCCGCGGUUGUCGAGGACAAUUGUUAAUGCUGUUGGUUGCACUAUUGAUAAUCUUGCCUUAGAUCUAUGGUAUGAUAAGGAUCAAUCACUCAUGAUCUGGAUCAUCUCCACUAUCUUGACGGAUUUGUUAUCUCAUACGGUCGGCAUUGAGUAUUCUCGUGAUCUCUGGGAGAUGUUGUAA
Molecule: messenger RNA, 285 nt
Organism: Prunus armeniaca (apricot)
Lineage: Eukaryota; Viridiplantae; Streptophyta; Magnoliopsida; Rosales; Rosaceae
Source: the annotation of a GenBank genome assembly